AAGGCCAACCAAUAUUGUCAAAAGAUAUGGGCAAAACUGUACAGCCGUCACAUAAGCAAAUAAUCACUCAAAAAGACAAUAAAAUGUGAACAGAGUUUCCAGUUCUGCCCUUCCUCAGAGCAAAGUCCACUUUCAAAUAGGGUGAUGGUGAUCAUUUAAUAUACAUAUCCCUCCUUCCCAGGGAUUAUCCAGCUGAGACAAUGGAGAGCAAAAUGGUCUCUCCAUUAAAGCCUACUAUUCUUCUCUUCAUUGCAUCUCUAGUGGCUGCUGCUUAUCUUACUUCAUCUGAAGCAGCUGACUCAAAACCAUCUUUUGAGGACAACUUCGACAUAAUGUGGUCUGAGGACCAUUUCACAACCUCUGAAGACGGCCAGAUCUGGCAUCUCUCCCUAGACAAAGAAACAGGCUGUGGAUUUCAAACAAAACAAAGGUACCGAUUCGGGUGGUUCAGCAUGAAGCUCAAGUUGGUCGGAGGUGACUCUGCCGGUGUCGUGACGGCUUAUUAUAUGUGCACGGAGAAUGGAGCAGGGCCAGAGAGAGACGAGCUAGAUUUUGAGUUUCUGGGGAAUAGGAGUGGGCAGCCAUAUCUGAUCCAAACAAAUGUAUACAAGAAUGGGACUGGUGGACGAGAGAUGAGGCACAUGCUUUGGUUUGACCCAACCGAAGACUUCCAUACCUAUUCAAUCCUCUGGAACAACCACCAGAUUGUGUUUUUUGUGGACAAAGUUCCAGUGAGGGUGUUUAAGAACAACGGGGAAGAGAACAGCUUUUUCCCGAAUGAGAAGCCCAUGUACUUGUUCUCCAGCAUAUGGAACGCCGAUGAUUGGGCCACGAGAGGUGGGCUUGAGAAGACUGAUUGGAAAAAGGCCCCAUUUGUGUCCUCCUAUAAGGACUUUAACGUCGAUGCUUGCCAGUGGGAAGAUCCAUACCCUGCGUGCGUCUCCACCACAGCCAAGAACUGGUGGGACCAAUAUGACGCGUGGCACCUCUCCGAUGAUCAGAAGCUUGAUUAUGCUUGGGUUCAAAGAAACCUUGUUAUUUAUGAUUAUUGCAAGGAUACCGAGCGUUACCCAACUUUGCCCUGGGAAUGCUCUCUAAGUCCUUGGGAUUGAUCCAUCCCUCACUGCAAGAGACAUUUUAUUAUUCUUUUUUAUUUUUCGAUUUCAAUUUUGCAUCGAAUAUGAGAUGUGUAUUUUUGAGCUGUUAAUUACUGUAUUUGUUUAUUGGAAA
Molecule: messenger RNA, 1230 nt
Organism: Morus notabilis
Lineage: Eukaryota; Viridiplantae; Streptophyta; Magnoliopsida; Rosales; Moraceae
Product: probable xyloglucan endotransglucosylase/hydrolase protein 8
Exons: 4
Coding region: 201-1112 (303 amino acids)
Biological process (GO): cell wall biogenesis; xyloglucan metabolic process
Cellular component (GO): apoplast; cell wall
Molecular function (GO): hydrolase activity, hydrolyzing O-glycosyl compounds; xyloglucan:xyloglucosyl transferase activity
Source: RefSeq, a predicted model, not a curated record